Amorphotheca resinae ATCC 22711 is the source of this 1315-nucleotide messenger RNA. RefSeq lists its product as hypothetical. The record is from RefSeq and is a predicted model, not a curated record. NCBI's taxonomy places the organism in Eukaryota, Fungi, Ascomycota, Leotiomycetes, Helotiales, Amorphothecaceae. The transcript is spliced from 2 exons. Bases 125 to 1315 code for a protein of 396 amino acids.
UGUUUCUGCAACAAACAAAUCAGACACUCUCAAUUAAUUGCUCAGUGCGCGACGAACUAGGGUGGCUAAGGAAUAGAGCUGUACCUUACCCGUCAGGUGGCUGUCUAUCACGAACUGUCUCAACAUGGCAGACGCCUCAUGCUCUCAAAGUACGAAUGAUGAGAAAGACGGAGAUAGCUCGAAAGCAAGCUCGGCCAAAGCAAAGCUGAACCAAGCCGUCUUAGAACGCCUACAAGCCGCCAUCAAAGCUAAUCCGGAAGUCGAAUUAUUCACUAAUUUUCCAACAAUCUACAAGGGCGCAGUCUAUGAGCAGAAGCAUUCAGGCAGGACGCCGGCAUCAUUCAGGCGGGAUCGGAAUCCUCCGAAAGGCAGACCUGUAGGACCACAGAACUUCUGCGCUGACCUGGUUGCACGUGCCCGCAAUGCUGAGAUCGUGUACGCACUGUCUGAUGAAGCCAGAAAACUCCUUUCCAGCUAUAUAGAGCCACAAUUUGGAUCUGAGCUCGUUGGAUCUUCUCUUGUUUCCUCGUUAUCGCAGAUGAUUUUAAGCUGCGAGAGGUUAUGGGAGUUUCCCACAAGGGGUGUCGUACUCAAAUGCAAUGCAAACCUAAUCGCAAAGAUUAUUCGUGGCAAUGACGAUUAUACGGAGUACACGUCAAUCCAAUAUCUCGCAGAGUAUGCUCCCGAGAUACCCGCUCCGAGACCUCACGGCCUUGUUAAGUUUGAUAGUGUACGGAUUAUGUUUAUGACAUAUUUCCCGUCAAUGACGCUUGAGUCGGCAUGGCCAAAUCUUAUGCAUGAGGACAAGAUAUCGAUUCAAAAGCAACUGAACGAUAUUUUCAUCAAGCUUCGGUCUUUGACAGGCGAUGGUCAUUUUUUUGGAGGGGUGAACGGCGAAGGUGUCAAAGAUGACCAUCGCGAGACCCACAUGACCCGCGAGAUCAUCUCAACGGUAGCUCAAUUCGAAGACUUCCAGUUCUCGAUUCCUCCUCAUAAUAGCUCAUCCUGGGUCAAAUUUCUCCGCAGCUUACUUCCACCUGCUCCAUCAACUACUGUGUUCACUCAUGGAGACGUGCGGCCAGCAAAUAUCAUGGUGGAUAUCGAUCAGACCGGAAAAUACCUUGUGACGGGCAUCAUCGACUGGGAAACUAGUGGAUUUUAUCCGGACUAUUUUGAAUCGGAAAAGAUUUUAUACCUUUUUCACAUAUAUCAGGAGUCAGAUUGGUGGCAGUACUUGCCACCCUGCAUUGCGCCGGCGAGGAAUCCAGAGAGAUGGCUAGUUGGUCGGCUCUGGGAUAUAGCCGUUACGCAGUGA